Messenger RNA from Fusarium proliferatum ET1, 3492 nucleotides. RefSeq lists its product as uncharacterized. The record is from RefSeq and is a predicted model, not a curated record. Lineage: Eukaryota; Fungi; Ascomycota; Sordariomycetes; Hypocreales; Nectriaceae. Bases 1 to 3492 code for a protein of 1163 amino acids. The transcript has 2 exons.
AUGGAGAACGACAUACCUACCAUCCAGGUCCCUGAUGGGCGAUCUUCGAGGAGAGACCGCCUUAUGGGCAAGCUGUUUGGUGCCAAAGACCGCAAAGGUGAAGAAGCGCGGUCCGCUGCCAAUGUCGAAUCAUUCCUCCACAGCUCCUCAGACAAUCUAACAAUCACAAACCCUCCCCCGCCUCCCCCGCCGUCGUCGCUUCCAAAGCUGGCCAAGCUCGAUACCACAUCCAUCUCUCGUUAUCCUCAAGCUUUAGGACUUAAUCAUGCAGCCCAGCAAAACCGUCCUCUCGUCGCAGGUCGACCUGAUACCACAAAGUCACCGAGACGAAGCCCACGGCCCAACAAGAAAGGUCUGACGGUUAGGUUUGAUGAUACUGCCCCCGAAAUAAUUGGCGAAGGAGGUGAUGAGUCCGAGAUACCUACUCAAGAGAUCUCGAAGCGCAAAGUAGCCCGUCCCAAGCAACAACCGCAACAACCGCAAGUAUCACAACCACCACAACCUCCUGCUCAUCGCAGAGCCCCAAUGCCACCAGGACGACCCCCUCCUCCUGAUUCAGCUGCUUCAGGCUCACCCGUAGACGAUUUCCGACCAAAGCCUUUGUCUCGAACCCAAACAGGCUUCUCGUCAAUUUACACUCCCGAUUCCGACGAAGAGUCUGAGGCUGGACUUGACCGUAAUUCUAAAUCAGACGAGCUGGCCUCACCUGUAUCUGCGCAGCAGCACUCACUUAGCCCAGGGAGACCAAUAGGCGCGAGGUUUUUGGGUCCAGCAGCAAGACAAGAUGAGAAUAGGAGGUCAUAUAUCGAGAUUCAUUCUGCACAGCAGCGAGAGGCAGAAGGCAGGGCCUUUGCUGAAGCUGCUCGGGUAGCCAGUGCUACCUCUGCAUCCUCACACAAUUGGGACGAUCCUCAUUCCGCCACGCCUCUUUCGUCUUCACCAGUUGAAUCUCGAAGACGAGGGCCCCCAUCUCCCGAAGCUCAGGCCUCGAAACCGAGCCUCGAGUACAGUCCUGCAGCUUCUCUCCAUUCCAACUCAUCCUCGUAUUCUCCUCCCGCGCCCCCAGCUGCAGUUCCAGCCUCUGCUCCUAGCUUAUCUGGGUCAGCCUCUGGGGCUCAGGCUCCAGCUCCCACUGCGGUUUCUGCAACCUCUACUCCAACCUCAGAAGUCAACCAAUUGUCGAGGCAACCGAGCAUCGCGCCGCAGCGUGCUCCUCCCAUGAUGGCUUCUAGAGCGUUGUCUGUAAGAGUCGCUGACGGUACUUCUGCCGCUGCUGAGCAAGCCCUUGAGACAUUCACCUCCAGGACAAGCCAUCUUUUUGAGCUCUUUCGCCUCCAUGCGGAAUCCGUGAAGCCUCUGUCGACCUGUUCAUUGAUUGAAUUCGGCCGUGGCGCACUAUGGUGGUUUCUCAAAGGUCGCAUGGGUUUGGAGGUCGCAAUCCGGGAAAGGCCCAAUUCCCCUCAGGGCCAGAUGCAAAACGACAGGGAUCGCCAGCAGGCAUAUGCUAAUUUGGCCAAAGCAUUCUGGCUUUGCGAGCUUGUAAUUCCAGAAAUUGCACAAGCGCAGGGGAUUGAAAUUGAUCCCGAAGUCGACGACGUGAGCACGAGUCUGGUCUCAGCGCUUAAGAAGCUGGCCAUGUCUAUGAAACGUAACGGCUUCUUGCCUCCUGAAGAUGCAUUUUUACCACAGAGCAUAGACAAGUCGAUAUGGGUUGAUUACCCACCUCUGAGCCAAGACAUGAUUGCUCUUCUUUCUGGCAACUGGGCUUCGGGUCUCACAGCGAUGACAAGCCCGAUGUCUAAGUUGAGGCUUCUUGAUUCUCUUCCUGUGGGCGAUACUACCGACAACUUUAACUAUGGCAGAGUGCCAGCUGAUGCCUAUCUUAUGGAACAAGGCCAUGAAGACCAAAAACUUUACUUUCCGUGUUUGCUCUCAAUGGUUCGUCCGCAGAAGUCUACCGGGCUUGUUUUCAUCCUCGCCAGUCAGAACGGUCACGUACAGCUUGUCAUUCAAGAGAAUAAGAAUGUUGGUCCAAUCUGGGACGAUGUGCGAUGGCGAAAGGAAACAUGCACAGUCGACAUUCGAUUACGACGUGGCUUCAUGUUGACCAUUCAACUUGUUCAGCAAGACUUUAGAACACUGUGGAACAUGUACGAUUUUGGAAGCAAGGUCAACAACUCCCUUUAUCCACGAAGUGAUGAGAGCAUGGUAUUCAGGUCAACAUUGCGGUCGUUCCAGGUCAUGGAUGCAGACCCCAACUAUCGUCAAUUCCCCAAAGAGCCGACACCGUAUUGUGAGAUCUCGCUUUUUGAGAAGCUUUACAAGGAGAACGGCCCCGCAGCUACUCGUACAUGGCAUCUUGGUUUCCGAAUCGCGGUGGUGACUGGACCAAAGACAAGGACACUGAGUGGUGUUCAACAUGUGUAUUCCCCAGCUCAGCCUGUACAGUUCGGAUUCUUUCGUGGUGAUGGCGAUGCUCCGUCUUUGGCUAUCAAGUAUGAGAAUGGCAAAUCCAAGGGACGCAUGGUGAUGGUGUUUAGUGAUGAUAAGGCAAGAAUCAAGUUUCACUCGAUUCUUACCGGAACCGCUCUGGAUCAUGACGAGAAGAUUUACUCAGACGUGCCACUCAAGAACUUCUCUGUGGCUCAAAGCCUCCGUGAACCCCUGGGUAUGGCUCCAUUCAGUCGCAUGCCUUGGAAGGCCGUGAGGGUGGUCAAUGAUGAGUAUGGCGGAGAGAUGCCCCCAACAGUACUGGCCGAUCACCUCAAAGUUGUAAUAGACUACCAGAAUGGUAAUGUUGCUGAUCGCAUCAAUGUGGCACCUGGGGAGUUACGUGUUAGGCUGGAAGUGAGCAACGCUAAAGUCUUUCGAGUUCUUCGGCAACCACAAAAAGACAUGACUAUCUCGGUCUCUGAGGCGCAGGUGCCGAAAGAGCUCCCCAGGAACAUGUCUGAUGCAUUGCAGCUGCUUCGACACAACCAAACGAUCCGAACGUUCGAGUUCAAUAAUUUGAAGGACCUGCACGAUUUCCAAUAUGCAAUGACGGGGUUCGAGGUGAUCUUCGAUGCCCUCGCAGUCACAUUUGCCAUCCAGCGACGUCGUAUGGUUGUACCAAUUCACAAAAAAUGGGAAGCAGGAUAUACCCGAAUCCAGGUUAUACGACAGGAAGACAAACAGUUACAGCUGCUGGCCUUCUUCGAGGACUUCCAUCACGGCCACUGCAUGAACUUCCUCUUGAAGGGGACCGACGUUUACGAAAGUGUACAACGAAGUAGCAAAUGUGGUAUCAAGUUUGUUGACGCCAAGUUCCCUCUACCACGACUACCAGCAGACAAAGACGGCGACUACGACGACAUGGCAUUUGUCUGCCUCGACCUCCCAGAUUUACCAGGCGAGCAUGAUGAUAUUUCCAUUUUGUUUGAGAACGAAUCAGACCGAGACGCGCUGGCGCAGUGCUUACCGGCACCAAUUAAAGGUUCAAAAAAGAAAUGA